AUGGACACAGAUCUUCUCGACGGCGUUCUCGGACUAGAAGAAGAAUUUUACAAAGAAGGAUACGCACUCGGCGUUACAGACGGAGCUCGCGCGGGAUACACAGAAGGAAGCGUCUUCGCCGUCGAAAAUGCAUUUGAGAAACUACUUCAGCUAGGGAAGUUGUACGGCAAGGCGCUGGUAUGGAACCAGCGGCUGAUUAGCUCUGCUACUACUUCAGCUUUGUCUAGUCCUGUUGCGAAAACAGAAAAUGCAGCAGCAGCAGCAACAACAGACGAGGGGCCUCCCGUUUUCGACACUGACAUCUGCCAAUCAAUGCCAGGCCUUCAUCAGGGUUCGAGAUUGGCAAAGAAUAUACAGACUCUUCUUGCAUUGGUUGAUCCCGCGACGCUUGUGCUGGAAAAUAAUGAAGAUGCGGUGUCGGAAAUCGAGGAGAGACUUCGCGGGGCAGCGUUGAAGGCGAAGUUGAUUCAGCGGGCGUUGGGGGAGUCUUUUGACGAGGGAAGCGACCUGAAUAGUACGAAUAAUAGAAAUAACUUGUCCAGCAGGCAUGAUUUGCAGGGUCGCGGAGAUGGGUCGGGCAGCAUUGAGGAUAUUAGCUCGUUACAUAUUCGACAUUGA
This is a messenger RNA of Talaromyces atroroseus, 618 nucleotides long. RefSeq lists its product as hypothetical. The record is from RefSeq and is a predicted model, not a curated record. The coding region runs from base 1 to 618 and encodes 205 amino acids. The transcript has a single exon. Lineage: Eukaryota; Fungi; Ascomycota; Eurotiomycetes; Eurotiales; Trichocomaceae.